This is a messenger RNA of Folsomia candida, 2896 nucleotides long. RefSeq lists its product as uncharacterized. Gene Ontology annotation, molecular function: actin binding; microtubule binding. The coding region runs from base 126 to 2789 and encodes 887 amino acids. The record is from RefSeq and is a predicted model, not a curated record. The transcript is spliced from 3 exons. NCBI's taxonomy places the organism in Eukaryota, Metazoa, Arthropoda, Collembola, Entomobryomorpha, Isotomidae. Gene Ontology annotation, biological process: actin filament polymerization. Gene Ontology annotation, cellular component: cytoplasm; actin filament.
AUCCACUUGUAAAAAGCCCACAUUAUGCAAAAAAUAUUGUCUCUUUAUUGGGAUAGUUUCAAGAACUUUUAAUUUGUUGCCAUCAGUCUCAAUGGACAGUCAGGCAGGAGGAAAUUGAAGUCGAAAUGCAUUCGAAAUUCAUUCAACGUAAUAUCCCUGCAAUCCUGCUCUUAAACAUUGUGUUUUUGUUAUUGGUGAAGAAAACAAGCGGCGAGAAAUCAUUAUUUGACGAGGUUCCCUUAAACGGGGCUCUUUCCCCAGCGGAUUAUAAUUCCGUAGAGUCGGAAAGCUUCAGUGAUACCAAACUAGAGACUACCACUAAAGGUCCUAAACCAUCAUAUCGACAACAUCAGAGGAAAAAGGAGAAAGCUUCGUUAUUUGACGAAAUUCCGAAUCAAGGUGCAUUUCCUGAGGAAAGCAGUGCAAAAACACGGACUCCGCGAGACUCUAUUGAUUUCGAGGUAUCGCAUAUAACUCCCACAAAUGAGUUUGACAUGCCGUAUUGGGAUAAGCGUUUCCUUGUCCCCAUUGUGAACUCUAUUGCUGGAAGACCUACUUCACCGGAAGAAGUUGUCGUUCCCUCUUCAAGAUUUCCCACUCUGAAUAAUAAUUUCAACUCUCAACGAGGUCCUCCACCGUUUCCACAAAGUCCAAAAAUCCAUUAUGGCCCACCUCCAAGAAGGAAUCAAUACCCCAACCACCACCCCCGUCAACAACAGCCUUAUCGACAUGGUUGGGAUCACUCUGCAUCAUAUCCCGCUAAACGGGAUGACGAACAGCAGCAGCACGCCAAUAAAACGCUUCACGUGUCUGCAAACUCUGGAGGUCCCACGGUCAUCGUUUACACACACCCAAAAAAAGAUGGACCGACUCAUCCUCAAAGAGAAAUUCCUGAAACCACCGUAGCUCCACCUAAAAAUGAAAUUCACUAUCAUUAUCACAUCCAAAAUGAGGAAUCCCGACCAAAACCCCCACCGUAUGGCCGACCCCCCUUCCCACCACCUAGAAGAAGACCACCCCCACCACCUCCCUUAAAAUCCUAUGGAGUUCCACCCCCAAGUAGUAGUAAAGGAGGAGGAGGAUACCCACCCUCCGUCAUGGUACAGUCCAACACAUAUCACAACACAGACUCAGAAAAGGGCUCUUUUCGUUCAAGCUUUAACGAUGAUGGGCACAACAACCAGCAGCAAGAAGACACUGAAGAUGAUUUUAGUCGACGGACCUUCGUCACCAAAAGUAGGACACCUCCAUCAAGUUAUAAUCCAGCAAUUGACUCUUACUCUAAGCCUCCUUCAACCUCAUACGAGAUUCCCCCUUCAUUCAAUGCCCCCAGCAGUUCCAGCUACGCUACGCCACCUCCUUCCUCGUCACAAUAUGGUCCAAAGGGUCACCAUCAUCAUCAUGAACCGGAAACCAGCUACGGACCGCCCCCAACGUCGCCGGCAGCCCCUCCAGCUCCACCUCCACCACAAUCGGACGCAGGAGGAGAUCAAUAUGAAACCACCAUCACUUUGCAAACAAUCCCCAUAACUCGUCAAGUAACAGAAUUGGUUCAGGUGCCGAACGUGGUUCAUAAAAUCUCUUCAAAUCGUCCCGUCCAGACCGAACAAUCUUCCUUUGCAGACGAUUUUGUCCAACAACCUUCAAGCGCAUACGGUGCUCCAGCACCACCUCCCUCACGAAUUACAAUAACCACUCCGCCACCCUCACGAAUUCGCGAUGAUAACAAGGAAAGACCUUUCGAGUCUCAUCUUUCCCAAAUUCUUGGAGUGAAUAGCAACCCAACACCUGCCCCACAAAGGGAAUCUAGCCUUCUUCAAGAAUUACUUUUAGGUCAAGCUCGUAAUCCUGGAUAUGACUUAACUCUCAACGACCUCGAGUUGUUGAGUUUAUUACAAGGAUCGAAAGGCAGUGGUGGUGGAGGAAGUUCUGUUGGAAUCCUACAACCACAAAAUACACGAUUAAAUCUGUUUGGGGGGUUGUUGGGAGGUGGCAGAAGUCAAUUUCCGCUCUCUUCCUUUGGUCAGCAAAACCUUGGGUGGGGAAGUGCUGGGAGCGAUGGUCUCACAUCAUUGCGAGAAGCGUUUCGAGAACAAAGGUUACAAAUUGCCCUCCAAGAUUUGAGGAAGCAGGUGAGAGAACAGGGUCGGGACAAUCAAAGAGAACGGACGGGUUAUCGAAGUCUCUUUACGAAGGGCGCCAUGCUUCUCAGUGCACUUACCCUCAUCCCUUCAAUGAUGAAUCCGAUGACAGCAGCCGCAGGGUUAUCGGCUUCGUCCGCAGCAACUGCAUUUCCAAAUUUUAUGCUCCCCGUCACAGCGGCCGCAGGAGGAAUGGGUCGAAGGAGACGAAGGUCACUCCAUAGCAAACAGGGCCUUCCUUGGGAACACUGUCCAGGGGGAUUUUACUACCACCCUUCGCAACAAGAACAGCAGAACACCACUGUCACUUCUCCCCUUAAUACUGAUAGCUAUCGAAAGUGGGUGGAAUGUUCAUUAACAAGGUCGAAUCCUCAGGAUGUCCACUUUUCAAAUGAUUCUUCUAUAAUCCAGCCUACGAAAAUGAACAGCAUUUUCAAACCCUCCGACCUUCGCAUAGUUUCUAGCUGCAUCCAAAAAGAUUUUUGUACCAACAUUUCGACGACGAACGCGAGAGAACGAGACAUCCUACUUCACGAGUUCUCAUUAUUGUUUCAUGAUUUGAAGACGAAUCCGUGGGUUCAAGAGUCCAUUCGAGCCGCAGAGAAAAAUCAGUGUCAUAAAUUUUCUUGUCCACUGAAGGCAAUAUAAAGUCGAGCAAUAUAAUAAUUCUACUCAGAACUGUGUUGGUUAUCCAAUAGAGCACUGUUAUAUAUUUUUUAAUCAAUAAAACAAGUAAACUCCACUUAAAAACUGAA